Molecule: messenger RNA, 5050 nt
Organism: Uloborus diversus
Lineage: Eukaryota; Metazoa; Arthropoda; Arachnida; Araneae; Uloboridae
Product: serine/threonine-protein kinase 16-like
Exons: 7
Coding region: 1-948 (315 amino acids)
Biological process (GO): protein phosphorylation
Cellular component (GO): Golgi apparatus; cytoplasm
Molecular function (GO): protein serine/threonine kinase activity; ATP binding
Source: RefSeq, a predicted model, not a curated record
AUGUUGUUCAAAUACAGUGAAUUCCCAAUGCAACAAACUUCAUGGGAGCACAAAUUUUGCUUGUUGCAACGAGAUUUUUGUUGUGAUGGAAUGCAAGCAUGGGGUUUUAGCAUAGUGGAUUUAGUUCAAGAUCAAAAAUCACAUCGUUUCUAUGCUCUGAAGAGAAUACCUUGCCACAGCAAAGAAGAUGAGCGAAAUGCAAUGAAGGAAGCUGAGUACCACAAUAUGUUCAACCAUCCAAAUAUUAUUGAAUGCAUUGAUGUUGCAUUAGCUGAAAGGUAUGAUGGACUCAACCCCAACAAAAGUGAAGUUAGACUUCUUCUGCCAUAUUAUAGAAAGGGAACAUUGCAAGAUGAGCUUACAGUACGGGCAAAGAACAAAAGUUACAUAUCUGAAGAAAGGGUUUUAAGAAUUUUCAGGCUGAUGUGUGAAGGCAUCAAAGUAAUGCACAAUGCUCAACCGCAUCCUCUAGCUCACAGAGACAUUAAGCCAGCUAAUGUUCUGAUGAGUACUGAUGACUCUCCAGUGUGGAUGGAUUUUGGUUCAAUGGGCAAAGCACGGCAAGAAAUUCGGAAAGCUACGGAUGCCAGAAUUCUGCAGGAUUUGGCUGCUGAAAAGUGUUCCAUGUUAUAUCGAGCACCAGAACUUUUUCAUGUUGAGAGUCACUCUUCUAUAGAUGAGCGAAUUGAUAUCUGGUCAUUAGGUUGCUGUUUAUAUGCAAUGUGUUAUUUUAAAUCACCUUUUGAUGCUGCACAUCUGAGAGGAGACAGUGUGGCCCUUGCAGUUGUCAGUGGAGUAAUAGAGUUUCCUGAGACUUCACCGUAUUCUAGUGGUAUGCACAAUUUAAUCAAAUCCAUGCUGGAAGUGAGUGCCUUGCAGAGACCAUUUAUUGAUGGCGUUCUUUUACAAAUUGAUUCUUUGCUUCCAGUUAUUCAGAACAAGGUUUGAAAGUGUUAGUUUCUCCACUAAAUGGUGAUUUCACAAAGUUUCAAGGAAUGGCAAAGUAAAUCAUUUUUGGCAUUUAAAACUUUACAUGCAUUCCAAUGUUUUUCAUUGUAUCUUCACUACUGUUGGGAAAUUCUUCAGCGCAUGUUUUUUAGAAUAUACGUAUUUGUUGCAAAAAUGUUUUAUGAUUUCAAAGUUUAUUGUUUGUUGUUUACAUAUUUUACCAAUCUGUAAAGAAUGCAAAAUGAUGAAAAAAGCAUAUGUGGUUGCUUUUUCUCAGUAUUUUGUAAAUAUAUUUUAUUUCAAUGCAAUAUGGUGCUUUUGUUGCUGCCAAACGGGUUGCACAGUGUUGAAUGAGAAAUAAGUUGUUUAUUCUUUCAAUGCUUUUGACUUCAUUUCUUUUGACCUUUAAUUUUCAGAUUAUUAAACCAAAUUCAACACAAAUAAGUGAAUAAUAAUAGUAAUGAAGUUUAAAAUAUAAAGUGAAAUAAAUUGACAGAAUAUACUAUCUUUUUCAUGUUAAAAAAAUGAAUAAUUAAGUGUGAAAGUGCCAAAAAUUUGCUGCAAUUUAUUGUAAGAAAAUAGAAUUAGAAUAAUCUGAAUUUAAACUACAAAUCAAACUCUCACUGUUAAUAUUUAUUAUGAUACUUAUGCACAAACUAUCAAUAUCAUCUUCAAAUUGAUCUGUUGCAUCACUUUAUAUAUAUAUAUAUAUAUUCAAUGUCUUACAUCUUAUUCCAGCCAGAACUAUGAAACAAAAAAACUUAAACCUGUAUUUGUUAUAGUCUCUAUGUCAGGGGUUCACAAACUGGGUGCCGUGACACCUUAAGUUGCUGUAAGAAAAAGCAAGGGGUGCCACAAAGUGUCGUCCGUGGUAUCAAUAUCAAUGUAUAUACAGUAAGGGGUGGGUGCUCCAACUUCGGCCAUGUAGACCAAAAAAAAACAUCCUCCCAUUUUUGGUGUAGCUUAGCAAAAUUUUCCUAGAUCAUGACUUUGUUGUCAUCAGAAAGUCUAACUGAUGAUAAAGCGUUACCAACUAGCAGUUUUUAGUGCAGCAAAAGCGCAUCAACUCUUUGUGCAGCUAUGUAACAGUGCAUAGAGGACUGGUGUCAAAACUACCUCAUCUUGUUUUAUGGUAAGUUCUGUUUCUACAUGGUUUACUAGUAUAAAAAGUUAAUUGGUCUUAAAGCCUUAUUUUUUUUUAGUUGAUGAAUUCAACAGGAAAAAUGUUGUUUACCAUCAUUUAUUUCUGUGAUUUGAUAACCUCACAAAAUAGAUUUUAGCCCAAUAAGGCUAUGGUUUGCCUUAUUAGCACUCCUGCGCUCCUAUAGUAUAACCAGAGUAUUCGGUAGAGGAUGUAAUCCUAUGCUGCAUAUCCUGCACAUAUGCACGCGAACUGUGUGCAUGAGUGUGUGUGGGGGGGGGGGAGCACAAAAUAACAUUAUAACAUUAUCAGUUGUACCAAAUGUGAUGAUUGAUCAUUCUAGAACUUUUGGUAAUGUUUUUUAAGGUUAUCAAGUGUAUUUUAAUAUGUUGUUAUAUUGGUUAGAAUUUUUCAAUUCCUUUUAAUUUGCAAGUACAUUUUGGCAAUUUUUUGUACUCAACUCCGUGUGCAGUAAUCUUUGCCCAUAGCUGGCCUUAUUGGAGACAUAUGCUCCUAAUAAGGUUGAUCGCCUUUCUUUGUUACAAUUGCUGAAAAUAUUAUUGAUACUUGAAUAUUCAUUCAAUUUUAUUUUUGUCUUAUUUUUAUAUGAGUCAUCUGAUGACUUUGCAAAAGCUAGAGGAAAUUCAACCAUAAAUCAGCAAAAUAUUAGGCUAUGAACCUUGGGGGCACUUGCACUUAUCUUAUAUAAUAUAGAUAGACUAGGUUACCAUAAGUAAAUUUUUAUUCUUCAAAAGGUGCUGUGAGUCGAAAAAGUUUGAGAACCGCUGCUCUAUGUUAUGAAAGUCAUUGCACUGAUUUCCUCAUAACUGUUUACAACACUGUUUUGCUGCAUUAUUUCUGCCAGAAAAUAUUUUUCAAUCAGAAAAUACUUGUGAAAGAAGUGAUUUUGUCUAUGCAACAGUUAUGAGAUAAGCAUACUCAUGUGUCGUGUAAUUGACAUUGGUUGGAUGUUAUGUACUAUCUGACAGCAGGCCCAUCACUUAAGGGGGUCAAAUGACACUCUAGCUUUGGGAAAUUAAUCUAUUUAAAUGCAAGUGGGUGUGGUUUUUGGUGUUUCUUUAGUACAAUUUAGAGUGAGUAUUUUACGCAUUUUUGGGUGUUUGAGAAAAAAAAGCUUUGAAAUUGCUGAUGCAUCAGAUACAACGGGUGUGGCGCAUACGAUGUUUUUUUUCUAAAAUCUUUUUACCGCAUUUUCAAGAAAAUAAUCUAUUUCAGGAAGAAGGGAAACAAAAUGUAAUGAACGUUUCCAAAAUGAUAAGAAAUGAGCUUAGUUUGUAAUACUAUGUAUGAUUUUUUUUUGUAAUCCUAAAUUUUGAAAUAGUUAGUUUGCGUGAUUUGUUUUCUGCGUUAAUCAUUCCUUUCAAUCUGUAUUAAUAUCAUUAAAAUUUCCAUAUUUCUUUAAAAAAUGAGGAAUCCAGAAUUCGAUAUUUCUUGUAUUUAUCAUGUAGUCGGGGUUCUACUUUAAUUAUAAGUCUUUUAUUAACAGGUAGGUGGUAUAAAAUAAUUGCCAGAAUGUGUGUCAAUUUAUUUCUUUCGUGUUUAGUUAACUGGCUUGAACUGAAAUCGGGAAAAUGUUUAGAUAUUCAAGUGUCAUUCAGGUAAAAGUUUCGGAAUUUUCUAUCCCAAAUAAGUCUGAUCCUUCAGCUUUAAAAACACCGUUUCUUGGUUUGAUAUUUAAGCAAGUAUAUGCAGUAAUUAUAUCAUUGGAAGUUCCUAACGUUUUAUAAAGAUGCUCGCUUCAUGAUUUUACAUCCGCCAUGUUGAAACUUUCGGUAUCGAUUCGAAAAUCAGCAAAGUCCAUGGUUGGAGAGUUCAAAUCCUAAAUUACAAGUAAUUAAGUUUUCAAAACUGCUUUUAAACAUUUGUUUUAAUUGCCCUCCAGUUUUCUUUGCUACUAUUAUUGCUUUUAAAUUGUUUAACUUUGGUUGGAGCGCAUACAGUGGAAUUUUUUCUUUCUUCAUAAAUAUUACGAUGCGACGCUUACGAUUAAAGCUGCGCAUACUCCGGGAAAUACAGUACCCUUUGUCCCCCCUCCCGAUUCCGGACCUUCUAAAAUUAGAAAUGAUGGGUUUAUCUGACCGAAUAUCCGAUCUUAAAUUAUUAGCUGAGAAAUGAAGCAUGAAGUGAAUUUAUAAUAAUUUACUAACAUAGCAGCUCAUAGUAAAUUACUUCAUCAAUUUUUUAUUCAAACUAUUUUUUGAUUCAUCAAAAUUUUAUAGUUAACUUCACAAAAUGUUUCAUUGGAAUUAAUGACAUAAAUGUAUAAAAUCACAGUUAACCAAAUGAGCAAACAUUAUUCAAAACAAAAACAUUUAUUCCUCAAAAGUGGUUUUAAUGAAAGGGACAAGGGGGCUCAUAAGCCCCCAUGAUUUACUAUUUGGGUCUGUGCUGAAUAUUACUUAUCAUUUCUUUUUUGCUAAGUUGUUUACCACUUUACAGUGCUGUAGUUGGAGAAAAAAGUAUUUGGGGAAACUUAUUGAAAGAAAAGGGGGUUUGAAUCCAGUUAGUAUUACAUUUGUAUUAUUUUUACAAUAAAAAAACUGAUAUUUCAGGGGAGGGUUUCCUUGUGCCUCCCUCCUCCCAACUACAGCACUGCCUCUUUACCAAGAAAAGGUUUUAAAAAAUGUAUUCAAUUUUAUCAUAGUGAUCAUACUACAUGUUUUGAGUCAUAAAAUGAUUUUGGUUUUAAAUCAGCAUGCAUGCUGAACUAUAUAUAUAUUUUUCUGUUUCUUGCAUUCAAGUUGUGCUUGUAACUAAAUUAUAUAUAGGUAUAGUAUGUCCUUGAAAUCUUUUAAAUAUAUUCAGCUCCUUUUGAUGCAUUGUUGUGUAAAAUCUACAUCAGAAAUGUCUUCUUAAAAAUUACCCUGAAUACUAAUUAUUUUAAUAACUAUUUAUGUAUAUAAGAAAUAAAACAAUACCUGUAUGUGUUGAAAAUAAAUU